UUCUCUUUAGCCUUUAUUCUUUGGCCUUAAUGAACAUGAUAGUGGAACCACAUCAGGUAUACAUAUUAAGUGUCAUAUCAUUUUUCACCCAUGGCCUGUUAUUUAAAUCACCUUUUUGUUUUCAUUUUCAGGUGUUAAGCUGUUGCAGAAGCAAGAAAGGACAAAAUGACACAAUUGUUUUUUAUGCAUUUGUAGGACAGCUCAUGUUUACCCAAUGGCCUUUUUGAUAAAUGCACUUUUUACAGAAGAAAUUACCUGCAAAGACAUGAAAAACUAUUUAUACACAAGAUUUAUUUAUGAAUGACUGCUAUGCUGAUAUUAGGACCUGGAACAAAAACAUUAACGCUGCUGUCUGACACACACAACUUGGAUUUAUGGAGAAACACUAUGGAUCAGAAUUCCUUCCAGAGGGGUAAAGAACAACAGGAGAAGAAGAUUAAAGUGCAGUGACGGAGGGGGCGGUGAGUUGAGGAUUCUGGCAAAGUCUCACUUCAGCGGUGUUUCUAAGGAAACAGCAGGGCAACACACGUUUACAAAUCCGCUCCAAUGAAUUUACUGGCUCGAAUCCGCAUGGAGAAGAGGAAACAGUACAGCGAGGCAAACAAGGGGAAAAAGAUAUUAAGGGAACACAAGCAAACCAAAAGACGAUCACGUGAACCUGCGAGAUCUUGGUAUAGAAGUGAAGAGUCCUGUUACCAUGGAUACAGCUGGACAUGGAUGUUAUUAAGCAUGUGGCAAAGUCUCUGAUGAAGCUCCCAAGUUCAACCAUCCAGUCAGAAUGCAACCUGAGUAACAGAUCAGAGAGUAAGAGAGUACAGGGAGGAGCUUUCAGCUAGAAUCGCCUGGCUGUGACGCUCACCCACCCCAGCAUGUAAUACUCUCAGAGGCUUGGUCAGAAACACUUCACGCUGAGCUAAGAGCUAAGGACCAUGACUUGUGACGAAGUGGAACGUGUAUGGCGAGAGCGACUGCAGCGUUGUCAGAGGCAGCUGAAGGCCAAAGAGGAUGAGAUGGGUCGACAGUCCCACUACUUUGAUAACCUGAAACACCAACUCCACCACAAGCUUAGCCUGGCAAGGGACAGAGAGGAAAGCCUGCAGAGGCGCAUUUGCACUUUAGAGAAGCAGCUACUGGACAUGACAGUGAGUGCGGCCACUGAUGUCACAGCAUUGAGCGCGGUCCGAAUUGCGCCCAACGAAAGUCACUUGCAGGAGCCAGGUGCUAGAGAAGAGUGUGAAGGAGAAGAAGAGAAAAAUGAAUGCAGAAGGAGGCAAUGGCAUUCAAACAAUGGAGGAGAACGAAAUGGAAGGCAGGAAGAGGACGAGGGAACAACUGAAAAUAAAAGGAGUACAGACAACAAACAGAACUCAAAUGAGGUCAGGUUGCAAAGUUUCAUCGUGACCCUGCAGGAGGAUCUCAGGGUGCUGCUGGAGAGAGAGGAAAGUGGCAUGACAGAACAUAGGAGGCUGAUAGAGCAGCUCCAGGAAGCAGAGGAGAACAGCCUUCUCCUGUGCUGCAAGGUGGAGGAGAUGAAGGUCGAGGUACAACAGCUGAAUUUGUCUGAAAGUGUCCUGACUAAGGAGGUGGAAGACCUCAGAGUGGAAAACCACAGACUCAAACAUGACCUGAAGGAUUCCGCUCAACAAACUCCCAGCCAGUCAUCUGCAAUCUCUUCUGAUGUUUGCUCUGCUGCGUCUGACGCUAGUACAAUUGUACAUUGUGUCGAGGGAAGCUCUGAAAAGGUAUUGGGCUUGCAUGAUGCAGUUUCAGUUACCCAACACCAGGCUGCAGCAGCGACCUCCAAAAGUGCCACCAAAGCUCCUGCGAUUACUGCCAAACAUGGGCCUCUGUAUACAGCUGAAAACCACGCUCCAAGCAUUUUCCCUCACCCGAGCCUCCAAACCUUCAACUUGGCUUCAGAGACCAUCGGAGAGUGGGGCUCUCCUGGGGGCUUCAAUGUGGAGGCCACCCACAGCGAAGAAUCUGAAGCCUUGCGGGAGGCAUACAGGAGCUUAGGUUUAGGCGAGGACCUUGAGGGUCUCAGAGAGCAAUGUGAACACCUGGAGGUCGCCCUUCAGCAAUCAAAGCAGCAGCUGCAGUUAAUGGCUCAGGAGAACGCACAACUGAAACUACAACUCAGAAACCAAAGAGAGGAGAAGCAAAAGUUUGGCGCAACUUUAACCAGUGCUGAGGUUGAAGCUUGCCAAUCUCCUGGUCAAGAUGAUGUCGGCGACCACAACGGCCUUCUCCAUGCCCUCAAUCAGGAAAACCGAGCCUUGGCUCUCCGCAUUGAGGAGCUGCUGGCUCACAUUGAGCUCAAUCAGGACGAAAUGGAGAGAGAGCAAUCUCAACUGAGGGCAAGUAUUUUGCGUCUGCAGGAAGACAAAGCCAAGCUGGAGCAGGAGAAGCAAGAACACGGCUGUCUUAUCAAUGAACUCACCAGAAAGACGGAGGAUGAUCUCAAUACAAUCAUGGAGCUGCAGCAAAAGUUAGAAGAGCGUGUGGAUUGUUGUAAACAAAACCACGUGGGAAGGUUUCCAGAAAACCACCCAGAAGAGAGCGUGGCAAUAGAGCAAGACGGAGCACAAAGUCAUCUCCUGGUGAAGUCACUUAGUGAUCAAGUGAAGCAGCUCAACAAGUCUAUCCAGAGCCUGAAAGCUGAGCAAGGGCAGCUACGUGGUUGUGUGGUAACUCUUAGAAAGGAACACAGGGAAAUCUCUCUGUCAGUCCAAACACAGACUCAGGAGAAACAGCACUUAACUCGGACAAUAUGGGCACUCAAAGGGGAGAAGGACGGGAUAGCUGGAUCUCUGGAUGGUCUUAAGCAGGAGCGAGACCAAAUAAUCAGGGUGCUCAGCGGGCUGAAGGAUGUGCAAGUUCGUCUUUCAAAGUCUGUGAGAGAGUUGGAGGAAAAGAAAGCAAACCUCGCCGAGUCUUGUUUGGUCCUUGAAAAAGAAGAAGAAAAACUGUUCAAGUCGCUGUCAGGUGGAAAAGAGGAGCUCAAACAAAUUGCACAGACAGCGCAACAUUUGGAGCGAGAGGCCCAAUUAAGUCAGACAGCAGACAAACCAAGAGAUUGUCUUCAAGAGUCAACAGAUAAGUAUCAACCUCGCCAACAUUUACAAGGGGACUAUGACAGUCUGCUAAAGUCAAUUAGCAGUUUGAAGAACGAAAAAGUAAAAACUGAACAUUCAGUCCGAUGUUUGAAACAAGAGGAAGCGCAGAUAAUAAAAUUACUUCAGUCUCAUAGAGAACAAAUGAGUGGCCAACAAACUGAUCCUCACAGUCAGACGCAAUACAACAAGAUGGAGACUGAAAUAGAAAACAAACAAAAUGUUGGAACCACUAUACAGGAAUCAAGUGAGCUGGUGAGAGUUAUUGAAGUUGUCAGAGAAGAACUAAAAAGGUCACAGCAAGAACUGGACAAAAGACAUGCAGAGAACACGGCGCUACAAAUGCAGUUGAGUCAGUCGGAAGCCAGAAAGCAAAUUGCUGAGAAGCAAGCAUCCCUAGCAGGUGAUGAGGUUAAGAGGCUGACAGAUCUCAUCAACCAAACAGAUACAAUCUGUAAGAAAAAUGGAUACCUUACCACGCAGGUCAACGAGUUGCAAAGCAAAAUCUCUGUCCUCGUCAAGGAAAAGACUGCCACUAUGUCACUGAAGUCACAAAUUGAAGACCAAUACAACAUGCUCACAGCUCAGCUUAAAGCCAAGACGGUGGCGCUAGAGGAGCUGAACUCUGAGUAUAUUACUCUGAAAAAAGAGCGGGACAACAACGAUGACCUCAGCGCUCUCAUGUCUCUCCGCGCACGUUACAAUGACGUCAAAGCCAAGUAUGACGCACUGCAGAAAACAAGGAGCCAGUUCGAUGUGGAUCUAGUAGUUCCCUUAAAGGCCAAACUUUCCUGCCUGGUGCUAAAAUGUCAAGAGAGAAACAACUUAUUGGCACAGAUGAUGAGAGCCUUGCACAGGCACAACGUUGUGGAUUCCACGCUGACACAGCGGGCUGAUGAGCUGCUCAGAGACACGGUACUACUCGAGUACUCUGCUGCAUUCGCGCCUGGAAGCUUUGCAAAGGACCAGGAAUGUGGGCUCACGCCGGGAUUUGUUCCCAAAUUCCACAACUACAUAAAUGGACACACUCGGACCGAAUGCAGAGAAGUGAAAGAAACAAAACACCCUUCUUUGGAGGAGUCGACGACAAACGUUCCCGAUUGCAGUCGCGAUGUCCUGUGUAUGCCAAUUGUGCAAAGGAAGCGAAAUGCCAACUCACUUGUGCCAAGUACGCAAGCGGACCACCAGAUGCCACCAUCAGCUGAACCUCAGAAUGCCGAACAAACCUUUCUUUCCCCCUCUGCCACUGGACACGAAAAAAGACACGACUCAACACCUCCACUCUUUUUCGGUGUGAGCAGGAGGCUGAGCAGUCCUGAGAAGAUCAUCAACCUCCAAGAGCAGCUUCAACAGACUCUGCUGAGUAGCUGUAUGGCUGUGGUGGGUGGAGGAAGAGAAGACCAUUCCAGAAGAAUGUCAUUCUCAGCUCCUGCAUCCCCAAACCCAUCUUCUCAGAAAAAGUCGCAAAGGCUCUGUGUCCUUGCUCUAUCUAGUGGUCCACUCCCUCUCUGCUCUCCAACAAGCAUGGCCAAGCACCUUCCACCAGUGACAACCUCAGCAGUUACAAAAACUCAGCCAACAAAACUUUUCAAUGCAGUCACCGCGAGAUGUGCUGCUAAUGUGUCAUUCGCACCUCAUUUGUUAGCGAACCGUCAUUUUAAAGGAGCUAUGUCAUCCCCAAGCUCUGUUACCAAGUCAUUGGUUAGCACUGCUGCCUCAAGCAAAACAAACUCGACCUCAAGCAGUGACUCCAAUGUACCAGCGUCCUUAAAACCGAAAAGCCAAUUUUUUCCUGACGUGGCUGAUGCUGAACAUUCAGCUUCCUCUCCUUUGAUGGCCUCUAAAACUCCUGACUCCGGUGUCUUUGUGUGUUCUGACACAAAUCUCCAAAUCACUGCCUCAGACACAAGUGCCCCGAGUAAAGCGACUGUCCACAAAGCUGAUGUUUUCAGCGAGGUAAUAAAACCUAAUGGUGCUGAUCCUCCUGCGUGCGACGGCCUGGAAUUCACUACAUUCAAUUUACGUUUUUCACAACAAUCUCCCGAGGGAUCGUCAAAUAAGUUCCACGUUGAUCCAGAGCAGAUGAGACCUUCAAGGCCCAAGCCAGGCGCCCCAGCAGAGGUGUGCUCUGUGGAGGUCCUCAAACAAGUGGGUCACAGCAGCCUCCUGAUUGGCUGGGAAAGGCCUCCUCUAGAUGAGCUUGGCUGCAGUCAUGGCACCUUUGUGUAUGGUUACAGGGUGUUUGUGGAUGGGGAAUUCUACAAGUCUGUGAUGAGCUCAGCAUGCACCAAGUGUGUCCUGGAAAACGUGGAACUGACUUACCCACAUGAGAUCGGCAUCCAAACACUGGGCUCCAAUGGGCUGAGAUCAAACAGCGUACACACUGUGUAUAUGCCAUCAGCUUUUGCAGCCCCCUAGCAGCAUCCUCGCAUCACAAGGAUGAUUGUCAUCACGAGUGGACCAACUAAGGUCAACUCAUCGCCAAGAAACAUGCUCUUGACCAUCCGUUGAGGAUUUUGGGGACUUGUGCUAAACACUGGACCUUUAGGAUUCCCGACAUGGUUUGCAUAAAUGCAGGUGACAGAUGUCAGAAUAUCGUCUUUUUGCACAGCAGUGCCACUUACUGGAUUUAUCAUAUUUUACAGCCAAUUAGUUAAAUCCUUAGAAAAUGGAUCCGCCCUUGUAAAUUCUAAACGUGAUCAGCUACUGGGAGAUGUUGGUGUCUCCCGCGCAUGUUUACACUGUGGUCAACACAUCGUGUGUCUUAGUAAUUCACAGAAGAGCUCUGCUGCUGCUGCCGCCUCUGGAUACUGUGACGCUCAUGACGCAUUUUUUUGUUUUCACCCCUAAGAAAGCAACACAAUGCAUCAUAUGCUGCCGACAAGCUUCGACCAGAGGCUCUUACUUUCAUUUUUACCAAACAAGCCAAAUAUGAGCUAGGAGGACAUUGACUACAAAGACUGUGUUCUGGUGGAUAUGAAACAGAAUCUAUUUGAGUUUUUCAGCAUUUUGCACACAAUCCAGUAGAAAAGAUUAAUCACGUUCUUUGUUUCCUGAAAUUGACUUAACAUGUUUUUAAUAUUUCUAUACGGGUGUAGAGUAACAAUGGUGCAACAAAUGUAUUUUUCUAUAAGUGAAUGAUAAUAUUGAUUAGCCAUUGACACCUCACAGCUGUACA
This is a messenger RNA of Syngnathus typhle (broad-nosed pipefish), 6291 nucleotides long. RefSeq lists its product as uncharacterized. Bases 930 to 5531 code for a protein of 1533 amino acids. The transcript has 18 exons. Lineage: Eukaryota; Metazoa; Chordata; Actinopteri; Syngnathiformes; Syngnathidae. The record is from RefSeq and is a predicted model, not a curated record.